UAGCCCAGUCAGCUGAUUUGCAUUUUGCGGCAAAUUUUGUUUCGCAUUUAUCCAAAAAGCUUGGAAUUCGUAUCUUGAUUUUUUCAAAUAUCCACCAUGUCCGGAAAGGCUUUAAACAUUGGCGAUCAGUUCCCAAACUUUACGGCUGAAACCAGCGAGGGACAUAUCGAUUUCUACGACUGGAUGCAGGACAGCUGGGCCAUUCUGUUCUCCCAUCCGGCGGAUUACACGCCGGUUUGCACCACGGAACUGGCGCGGGUGGCGGCAUUGGUUCCGGAAUUCCAAAGGCGUGGAGUCAAGCCGAUUGCCCUGUCCUGCGACAACGUGGAGUCGCACAAGGGCUGGAUCGAGGACAUCAAGAGCUUUGGCAAGCUGAGCUCCUUUGCCUAUCCCAUCAUUGCGGACGACAAGAGGGAACUGGCGCUCAAGUUUAAUAUGCUGGACAAGGACGAGAUCAAUGCCGAGGGCAUUCCCCUCACUUGUCGCGCCGUUUUCGUGGUGGACGACAAGAAGAAGCUUCGCCUGUCCAUCCUGUAUCCUGCCACCACUGGACGCAACUUCGAUGAAAUCCUUCGAGUGAUCGACUCGCUCCAGUUGACCCAGACGAAGAGCGUGGCCACGCCGGCGGAUUGGAAACAGGGCGGCAAGUGCAUGGUCUUGCCCACCGUCAAAGCCGAAGAUGUUCCUAAGCUCUUUCCUGAUGGCAUCGAAACCAUUGAGCUGCCCUCCGGAAAGAGUUACCUGCGGAUCACUCCACAGCCCUAAUGGAUGACAAGCGUGCUCUCUCACUUUUUUGCUUUAUUACAAAAAUUAUAAUUAACAACAAAUAAUGCACAAUAAAGUAUACGCUUACAACCGUA
Molecule: messenger RNA, 860 nt
Organism: Drosophila mauritiana
Lineage: Eukaryota; Metazoa; Arthropoda; Insecta; Diptera; Drosophilidae
Gene: Prx6a
Product: peroxiredoxin-6
Exons: 3
Coding region: 97-765 (222 amino acids)
Biological process (GO): cellular oxidant detoxification; cell redox homeostasis
Cellular component (GO): cytosol; mitochondrion
Molecular function (GO): peroxiredoxin activity
Source: RefSeq, a predicted model, not a curated record